CGGACUUUUGAAAGCUCGGUUACUUGCAAUAUAUUUAUCGAUAAGGUGCAUUAAAUAGCCCUUUCUAUUAUAUUCAAUUCUGAAAUCAUGUAGCUAUUAGACCUUGAGUUACAACUGACAGUUUCGACCCAUACCAAUUUUUUUAAUCUAAAAGUUACUUGUUAAUUGAAUCGAAAAAAACCUGCUUAGCUCAUUUAAGAGGUCAUCAACUGUCAUUGUUCAUUGGUCAUUUCCAUUCUUGCAACUUAUUGUGCUAAACCGCACACUAUAUAGUUAUAACAAGUUAUAAACUUUUUAUAAUAGUUUUAAGCUAUAACUGGCGACCAGUAGGCUGCAACCAUGAAUUGAUAUGAUGAAUUUCAUCGUAAAAACGCAUCAAUAAGGUUUAAUAAAAUCAGAGAAUCCUUCCUUGCGCCUUUUCAUUACUUUUGCUAUUAACCAGGGGGUGAAAUCCAGUUACAAAUCAGAUAAAUUACAAAUCAGUUAUAAAUUAUAACUCGGAUUGAUUACAAGAAUGGGUCGUGAAAAAGCGGCCUUGUCUGUGGUGAUUCUUCUGAUCCAACUGUGUGUCAUCAGUUUCACAGUGGUGAGUGUGACUAGUCCCAACUGGGGCUACCAGUCCAGUGAGUCCCCCCUCAACAGAGAAGAUAUAAGAGAGGUGGAGAUAGGACUCUUCAGAUUCUGCGACUCGUUGCGUGACCGUGACAUUCGGAGGGAUGAUGCGACCAAGUGUGUGCGAUGCUUCAACACGGCUCUGGCUAAGACAUACGACACUUACUUCACACUCGGAAUAUCACAGUCGUUUCUCCCUAGAUCAACUCAGACGUCUUCCAAUUCCCUGGCACGAAAGGGCGCGCUUCUACAGACACUGGCUAUUGUGCUUUUGGUGGCUGAGACAGCGUUUUUCUUCCUGUUUCUCUUUUACAGUCAGUUUGCAUUGCUCUUGAAAAUCUACCGACGACUGCAAAAUUAUCUACUAUUGGCAUCUCUAGUCUCCAACAUCUGCGAACUCGCAUGCUUAGCCGCCCUUUUAACUCUCUUCCGCGACAACUACAAAAACAUCCAGAUGGGUCUGGGACAAUCUCUGGCAUUCGCCACAGUCGCACUUGCAAUUCUGAGAGUGUUCCUCAUAUUCAAGAUAGUACAUGUUAUUGUCAGAGACUACAAUCGGAGUUUGAGACGAGGUGGCAAUGAAAACUACAGGAUUCAGAUGAAGAGAACUACUGUUACUAAGAGUACUAAUAAAAGUGCUACCAGCAAAAGUUGAAUAAGAAAGAGCUCAGAAAACGUCAUCAAAUAUUAUUUGAUUUAUAUUUCGACCUCAGUUUAAAAUAACCUAUUUGAAGGCAAUUGAUCAUUUUCGAUUUUCAGUUUUCAAUUUUAAUAAUCAUUUGAUGUUUUGUUUUUUAUAUUUGACUUCUCAUCAUAAAAACUUUGCAGUUUGAAUUUAGCUAUUAAGUUUGUUACCAUUAUCAACAAUUGAAAAUUAUUCCUUUUUUAAAAUAAUUUAAUGUAAUUCUUAUUUGAAUCAA
Messenger RNA from Symsagittifera roscoffensis, 1532 nucleotides. RefSeq lists its product as uncharacterized. The transcript is spliced from 4 exons. NCBI's taxonomy places the organism in Eukaryota, Metazoa, Xenacoelomorpha, Acoela, Convolutidae. The record is from RefSeq and is a predicted model, not a curated record. Bases 515 to 1267 code for a protein of 250 amino acids.